CGACAGCGCAAGUAAGUCAGCAUGCUGCAGGUGUCCUUCUGGCGUCGCUAUUUUGUGGUUGUUCUGUGUCGUCUGAAGUAUGCUACAUGAAGGGGAACGGUUCUAACCAGGUGCAGAUGGUGGUGUGUCCGUGGUCUUGCUGUGGUGUAUCCCACAGAUAUUGCUGUGGAGACGGAUCAGCUGAGAACGACACAACGUUUUCGGAGAAGAGUCUCUCGCAAAGGGAGGUAGGGUCUAUUGUCGGCGGCGUCAUCGUCUUCCUGGUCAUCGCCGGUGGUGUCGUAGCCUGCUGCUUCUGCAAGCCGACGUGUCUGCAGGAGAAGGUCACACCCGAGGUGCAUCGGAACCAUGUCUCUGAUCAACACAAUUUGACAACACUUAACCCUGGCUACAACAUGGGCGUCGUGAAUCCAGCCUUACACCAAUCCAUACCCAUGUCAUAUCCACCAAACACACUACCUGGCAAUCAAUGGGCCGUAUAGAGGGGACUGCUCGUCAUUCCGGACACCUCUAUGUCGUACCUAACAGCUUCACUUGGAACCCAUUGACCGUUUAGCGAGGACUGCUUGUCAUACAUCUAUGUCGUACCCAUUACCCGUGUAUCUCCCUUUAUGACGUCAUCUGACAUACUUGUGUAUUUUAUCAACAGGAACUGUCCACCCCAACAGUCCUCUGAACUGGGACUGGCAAAUGAAUGAACUGUGGCAAUGUGGGGUCUUGUUAGUCAGGGGUUUAUAAUGCACAACAGUGUUCACCUUCUGGCAUUCACAAGACUUGCACGGAAUCUGUAAUGCAGAGGUAUAGGUAAUGGGGGUUCUGCCGCAACCCCACUGGA
Messenger RNA from Haliotis rufescens (red abalone), 835 nucleotides. RefSeq lists its product as uncharacterized. The transcript has 4 exons. The coding region runs from base 87 to 482 and encodes 131 amino acids. NCBI's taxonomy places the organism in Eukaryota, Metazoa, Mollusca, Gastropoda, Lepetellida, Haliotidae. The record is from RefSeq and is a predicted model, not a curated record.